Molecule: messenger RNA, 369 nt
Organism: Tribolium madens (black flour beetle)
Lineage: Eukaryota; Metazoa; Arthropoda; Insecta; Coleoptera; Tenebrionidae
Exons: 2
Coding region: 34-300 (88 amino acids)
Source: RefSeq, a predicted model, not a curated record
CAAAUUUUACUCAUAUUCAGUUUUCUGUCAGAAAUGCCACACCAUCACCAUCACCACCAUCACCACCAUGGCCACCACCAUGAUCAUGGGUUAGUGUCCCAUCUCAUCGAAAAUGUAGCCCAUGCUGUCCACCAUAACGGCCACCAUCAACCACCGAUUCAAAUACCAACAUAUGGUGUCGUAAUUAAUACACAACCGCCACCACCACCGCCGCCAUAUUACGCCCAUUGCCGCGGUUAUGGGUACCAUAGGCAUUGUCAUCAUGGGCAUGGGCAUAACUGCCAUUGCUGUUGUUGCUAAUUAAUGUUUUAAUUACAAUUUUUGUAUCAAAAUAUAUUGUUUUCGAUUUUGAAAUUAAUUUAUUUCUUA